UUAACUGCACAUGCGCGAAAAGCCAAUCGAUAAAUCCUUUGGAAAACGCUGAAAGACCAACGCCAACUACAACUUAUUACUUUAAACGAGAUUUCCAUCGAAUUAUCAGCCACAAUUACGUGCAAAGAUUAUACUAUGAACAAACUAAAACAAGAUCCGGAUGCUAAAGCAAAAUUGAAAAAGAAGAAAAAGAAGAAAAAUAACAUAAACAAACAUAAGAGGAACUGUGAGCCGGUAAACGUAUCGGCCGACCUUGUGGCAGCCCUAACUGCUCUUCGUCUUGAUGGGAAACCUAAGAAAAAGGUAAAGAGCAAGAAGAAAUCAAAGAAAGUCAAGGCAAAACCUGUCGCACAGGAGCAAAUAGCGGGUACAUCCGACCAACCGACUCCGCAGCAAAAACCCGAACAUUGUGCGUGGAAUUUAGAUUGUAGUCACAUUACUACUACAUACAAUGGUCCUUCAAUGUAAUAAUUCCGUUGUAUCCCAAUCUGCGUGUUACUUGUUCAAUGUUAUUAUGGUUGGAUUUACUUAUUUUAUGUGAAUUUAAUAGUAAAUAAAUUCAAGUAAAUUCAUGGUUGUUGUUAAGGUACCUAAUAAUUAAUGUUGUCUGUUCGUAAUUGUUGUGGUUACUAAUAAUUUCUUCAUAGUUCAUUCUUCAUUUUCUAUCUAGGAGUUGUUAGUGAAAAUAAGUCGUCGCCCAGAUAAAACAUUAUUUCUAAAGCCUCGUAACAUAUUAGGUAUAUAAUACCCGUGACGAUGAUAAUAUUGUAAUAAAAAUCGACAGGCUAAUAAUUAUAAUAUCCAGGUUCUUUAAAAAAUAUAUACGUAUUUUUUGCUGAAAAUUUCAUCACCAUUCAGUCAUCUCAGAUUAUAUAUUAUUAUUACUAAUGGUAAAUGUUGUUGUAAUAUUUCUUUUAUUUUUUAAUAAUACUAUGAAAAUUUAAUGGAUAUUUUUUGAUAUCUUUCCUACGAAUUGCGACUAUUGUGUUCAAAUAUGGAGACGGGGCCUCAGAUAAACCUAAAAGCCUGAUGGUGUUUAUUUUUCUUAAUUCUAGUCCUAUAUUGUGAAACUAUGUGUACUAUAAUAUUGUCUCUUCAAUAAAUAACAAAACAUA
Molecule: messenger RNA, 1115 nt
Organism: Spodoptera frugiperda (fall armyworm)
Lineage: Eukaryota; Metazoa; Arthropoda; Insecta; Lepidoptera; Noctuidae
Product: bromodomain-containing protein 4-like
Exons: 2
Coding region: 136-468 (110 amino acids)
Source: RefSeq, a predicted model, not a curated record